UCAGGCUCACGUUGGUCUGGUCGAGGUUUGCGGAAGCCACGCUUAAAUCCGGAAGUUGGGCGGUGGUUGAACACGGCUGGAAACGGUUGAUCUCAGUUGUUCGCUUGUAGGUAAAAUCCAAAUACAGCCAAAAUGUCGAGCAAAUGUCGCACCAAGGGAAAGAUCACCAAGAAACGCCCUCAGCGGGCAACCUCCAAUGUCUUCGCUAUGUUCGAUCAGUCGCAGAUUCAGGAGUUUAAGGAAGCGUUCAACAUGAUCGACCAGAACCGCGACGGCUUCAUUGAUAAGGAGGAUCUUCAUGACAUGCUUGCUUCUCUUGGGAAGAACCCAAAAGAAGACUAUUUGGAGGCAAUGAUGACAGAAGCUCCUGGGCCCAUAAACUUCACUAUGUUUCUCACGAUGUUUGGAGAGAAGCUUAACGGCACAGACCCGGAGGAAGUCAUUCGUAAUGCGUUUGCAUGCUUUGACGAGGAAGGAACAGGCUUCGUUCAUGAGGACUACCUGAGGGAGCUGCUGACCACUAUGGGUGAUCGAUUCACAGACGAAGAGGUCGACGAGCUUUUCAGAGAAGCGCCCAUCGAUAAAAAGAGCAACUUCAACUACGUGGAGUUCACCCGUAUUCUUAAACACGGAGCCAAAGACAAAGACGAUUAAACAAACAAAACACCCUGCAUCCUCUUUAAAAACCCCCUUUAGGUGAGAGAAAUCUGUGCUGAAUCCCCAUGAGAACCCACCUCUAACUUUAAUAUACUGAAUGAGAAGUAAGUGUUUACUCUGUGCAACUCACUGGAAUAAGAUCUCAUAUUUUGAAUGGGUUAUGAUAUAGGAUCACAGUUAAUGCCACUCAUGGUUUGAGCUGUUAAAAUGCAAGAUUGAACCAUGCACUUUUUUUUUUUUUUUUUUGUGGUGGUGGUGGUGUUUAAACUUGUUUUUUUUUUUUCUUAGGCUUGCGUGGCAGUGUUUAGUUUUAUGCCAACUGGAACAAAUUCCACUUGAUUUCAUCACACCUCACUGUUAGCUGGUGAAAGUAUUUUAUAAGUGCAGGGCUCUCAUGGAUCAUGUUUCCAUAUAUUUUGACCAUGUCUUAGGUUUUUAUAAUGGUAACUUGAAAGUAGGGUUGCAAAAAGGUGGAACAUUUCCAGUAAAUUUCGGGAACAUUCCAAAAAUUUUGGAAAAUUUCCAGGAUUUUUU
Molecule: messenger RNA, 1191 nt
Organism: Sinocyclocheilus grahami
Lineage: Eukaryota; Metazoa; Chordata; Actinopteri; Cypriniformes; Cyprinidae
Product: myosin regulatory light chain 2, smooth muscle minor isoform-like
Exons: 4
Coding region: 133-654 (173 amino acids)
Molecular function (GO): calcium ion binding
Source: RefSeq, a predicted model, not a curated record